AACAAACCUGUACGUGUCACUGUUGAUGUGAAGAAGCGUCACUCCUGAUGUCAAUUCUUGAACGUGUGAGGUGAAAAACAAUCAAGAGGCUUGACUAGGCACAGUAUUGUAUAUAAUUUCCAUGCGCAAGUUGAGGCAAAUAUGUCAAACAGGGUUAGGAAUGCGGAAAUACUGACCGCAGAGGUGGGUUUAGCCUGCGACUGAGCUUCGUAGGUGGUACUGACAUGUUUGAUGAGGAGGCCACUGAGAAUAAGCUGAAGCUGUAUUCACACUGGAUAAGCUCCUGUUCCUUCCGAGUCCGAUUUGCUCUCAACCUCAAAGGACUACCUUACGAUUAUCAAAUAGUCACCACAUUUUCUGAUCCCGAGUUUCUCAAGCUCAACCCUAUUGGAUUUGUCCCUGUGCUGGUGGAUGGCGAUUCAGUAAUUGCUGACUCUUUUGCCAUUAUUAUGUACUUGGAGGAUAAGUAUCCUCACCCUCCUUUGCUUCCUCAUGACAUUCUCAAAAGAGCAAUCAAUUUCCAGGCUGUCACCAUUGUUUCCUCAUCUAUACAACCUUUUCAAAACUAUACUGUUGUGAAGUAUAUAGGGGAAAAAAUCGGCCCUGAUGAAAAACUUCCUUGGACCCAACGUGUAAUAGGAAAAGGCUUUACGGCACUUGAAAAACUGUUGAAAAACCAUGCAGGAAGAUAUGCAACUGGAGAUCAAAUUUUCCUGGCAGAUAUGUUUUUAGCACCUCAGUUAGAUGCAGCAAUUAGGAGAUUCAACGUUGACAUGAAGGAAUUCCCUACUCUAUCAAGAUUACAUGAGGCAUAUAAUGAAAUCCCAGCAUUUCGGGAGGCUUUGCCAGAGAACCAACCAGAUGCAGUUCAUUAGUUGAACCAAUAAUUUGGGAAUGGUUGGAAAUAUUGCAGAAGCAGCCACUGAUUCAGCGGUGUUAUUAGUACUCUUGCAAUAGAGUUGUUAGAUACAAUAGGAGGAACAGUUGAUGAAAGUGAUUUAGUUUGUAUGGUUAAAAAUCCU
Messenger RNA from Vigna umbellata (rice bean), 1022 nucleotides. NCBI's taxonomy places the organism in Eukaryota, Viridiplantae, Streptophyta, Magnoliopsida, Fabales, Fabaceae. The record is from RefSeq and is a predicted model, not a curated record.